This is a messenger RNA of Schistosoma margrebowiei, 783 nucleotides long. Lineage: Eukaryota; Metazoa; Platyhelminthes; Trematoda; Strigeidida; Schistosomatidae. The record is from the annotation of a GenBank genome assembly.
UUUUUUAAAAAAGAACUAAUAUCGUCAUUUAAACAAUUCAAAUACAUAAAUGUGAAUUUUCUAUUAAAUGAUUCCUUUUUAUUAAAUGACUAUGAAACAAGGUAAAUCAGUAUUUGUAAGUAGUAAAUUUCGUAUGUUGAAACGUACGCAUACAAUGCAUGUUGGAUAUACUGGACCGAUGAAUGAACCAUCUAAUCUAUUUGUCGGCUUCACCGUUGCCAUGGAGAUUAAUAUAUCUAGUAGACUAUCCGAUAAAUUGGUCAACGAUUUGAUUAGCAUCUCUUUUCUCUGAUUCAAACUAAAUCGACAUAUUGUAUUUAAUUGAUCUAUAGUAUCCUAUAAUUAUCUUGAUAUUAUAUAAUUAUAAUUAACUGUGUAAUUCAGAUAAUUGAUUUGCAAAACACUUUGGUGUACGUAAUCUUAUUUUAUUAUUUUUACAUUAAACUAUGAGCAUACUUGCAUAGUGAAUUUAAAAUUGAAUGGUAUUUAACUGAAAACAAUAUUGUUCACUAAUAUGUGGUAGCGAAUAUUGAAAAUAAAAUCCACUUUAUAUUGGUUAUUCCGACUGACGUUAAGGACUGCAACUGAUUAGUCUUUUAUUAGCAUAUGUACAUCCUGUGAGAAUUACCUCGAGAUCGUAUCAAGUCAUAAAUAUUCUAAACAGAUGUGUAUGGUCGUUAGUAAUGGAAAACAAGACGCGCGUUUGGUCCUAUAUAGUACACAUCACUUAUAUGUACCUAGACCGUGGAUUUGACCAUCGCUUCGGGACACAAACCUAAAAAC